AUGUCUGGCUACUCUCAAGAUGAUCUGAUCGAUUAUUCUGAAAAAGAUGAAGGCAUUUUUGAUGAGGAUCAUUCGGCCAACGAAGAAUAUGAUAAAUUGUAUGAGUUAUUGCCACAGCUAAAGAAGCAGGUGGCAGGCAAAUACCAACAUUUAGAUGAAAAAAAGAUGAAGGAACUUCUCUGGAACAACUAUUUCAACGUGGAGGACACUGUUACAGAGAUCAAGGACACUUUCAAGGGGAGAAAUGCCUCUGCUUCUGACGUUCCCCGUGUAAACGGGGGGCUUUCUGGGCUACUGUUGAAACGUCAUUCUAAGUUUCAGCCCUCGUCUGGAGGGGGUUUGGCUGGCUUAAUGGCCCGAAAGCAUAUAAAGGAUGAGGAAAGUACGACUGGAUUGAGUAAGUUGGCUAUGCGGAUCAAGAAACAGAGGAUGGAGGGUCCUGCAACAGUUAUUGAAAGGAUGAAGAAAGUACCGGUUAAGUUAGUGCCACCCAAAGUUUUGGAAUUGCCUCCAAAGAAGUCGCCAGAACCUGCGUCUCCUCCCGUUCGUUCUUUCUCUCCCGAAUUACCCAAACUACCUGAAUUCUCUCUGACUGCUCCAGUCCAUCUUACAUCUUUCCCGUCUAGUUUGCUUACUAGAGUCAUUUUUUUCGAUCAAUUGGGCCAAGCAAGUCCCAAUUUGAUUCAUGAACGGCAUCAAUUAGGGACUAAAUUAAAGACCGAUUUGGAUUUUUUUCGUACCUUUACUAACUCUCAUUCCGAUAUAGCACGCAGGGUCACAGCGAACUUUUCUGAGCCAAGCCCUGACGAGAAGCAGAGAAAGUUGGAUCAGAUGACCAGUGAAAUGUCUAAAGUCAAUCUUUCUAAGAAGAAAGCACCGGCCAAGCCUCACACUACCAAACCAAAAAAGAAGAUUGAUUUGCAGAAAGAACUCUCGGAGAAGUCUAGCAAACCUAAUUUGUCCUUUAUUGUCAUUGGCCAUGUAGAUAGCGGAAAAUCAACGAUGAUCGGGCGACUAUUGUACGAUUUGAAGAUUGUAGACUCCAAGACUAUGCAUAGAUUGACUAAAGAAAGCGAUAGCAUUGGAAAAUCAUCAUUUUCAUUGGCCUGGAUUAUGGACCAAACACCAGAAGAACGAUCCCGUGGGGUUACUGUAGAUAUUUGCCAAACUCAGUUCGAGACUAAGACCAGUAGAUUCACCGUGAUCGAUUCUCCUGGUCACAAGGAUUACGUGCCAAAAAUGAUCAAUGGUGUGACACAAGCAGAUAUCGCAGUAAUGAUUGUUGAUACAGCAUCGUUCGAAGCUGGCUUCAGCAACAAUGGACAGACGAAAGAGCAUCUUACUAUUGCCAAGAACUUGGGUAUCAAGAGGUGUAUUAUUGCCGUGAACAAGAUGGACACUGUUGACUGGGACGUGUCUGAAUUCAUUGGAGUGAGAGACCAAUUGAGUGCAUUUCUAAUAGAGAAUUUAAAGUAUGAAGCUGACAAUUUGAUCUUCGUUCCAACCAGUGGAUUCCUUGGCGAUAAUGUUGUAAAGAAGUCCACAAAUUGUUCCUGGUACAAAGGAAAGCCAUUAAUGCAGUUGCUUGAAGAAGAGAGUCGUGGAAACAAUCGUGUGUUUGACGAAAAGAGCCGCUUUAUCAUGACUAUCAACGACUUACAGCAGGGAAGUCGAGAUGAUGAGCUAAUUCUGGGGGGUAGAAUCAAUUCUGGAUUUGUCCAACCUGGAGAGACGAUUUUGAUUGCUCCUGGCCAGGAGAGCGCCACUGUCGAUAGCAUUUGCGUAAGCAGUUCGGACGUUGGAUCGUCUAUCCUCAAGAAGUCUCUGCAGAACUUGGCAAUUGAAGGAGAGUUUGUCGAAUUGAAGUUGAAGAAAAUUGAUAAUGCGGACAACAUCAAGAUUGGAGACUUGAUAACAAAGAUUGACGACCCUUUAGAGUCUGUUAGAAAGCUCAGAUGUGAGAUCACUUGUUUCAAUUUGGACAGACCUUUGUUAGUUGGUACUCCAUUCAUUUUAUUCAGGGGAAACGUUUCCAUUCCUUCUCGUUUUUCCAAAAUUGAACAGAUUAUAACGGCAUCUGGCAAAUUGAACAAGAAGAGAAAGCACUUAUCGUCCGAUAAUAGUGGCAUCGCCGAGAUUGAGAUCUUAGAUGGAGAAAUUCCAAUAAUAACGUUCAAGGAGAGUGAGAAGUUGGGUCGAAUUGUAAUAAGAAAGGACGGAAAGACGGUCGGAGCCGGAAGGGUGUUGUAG
Molecule: messenger RNA, 2250 nt
Organism: Brettanomyces nanus
Lineage: Eukaryota; Fungi; Ascomycota; Pichiomycetes; Pichiales; Pichiaceae
Exons: 2
Coding region: 1-2250 (749 amino acids)
Biological process (GO): translation
Molecular function (GO): GTP binding; GTPase activity
Source: RefSeq, a predicted model, not a curated record